CCUGACAAUACCCCCAAGGUCUUUGUUCUUUUUAAGUUAAAAGCGAUUUCGGUUCGCUCGAUUAAGACGGGUCACGAACCCAUCGCCCAUGAGCUUGGUUGGUUUCCAUUGAUGGCGUCUGGUGGUGGUCUUCAAUAAGGUCCACUAGCGUCUCCAAUAUUCCAUCUCAACGACUCGCUGACGCUCAACUCACGAGCUUCUUGCUAGAUUUCGCGAUCUUCAUUUCUGCCGCCAUUGGUGCAUUUUUCCACGGAUUUCAACUUGCCCAAUUGGAGAGCUUGUAGUCCUAGAUCUUGAUCUUGUUGGAAUUUCGGAAUCUCGAGAAAAAGUUCAUUACUUGGAGACUGAAAGUGAGUGUGUAGAUAUUUUUGGUGGCUUGAAGUUUGAAAUGGUGGGAGAAGGACGUUGAUUGACUGCGUUGAGUUGUUGAAGUUAUUGCUGUUGUUCAAUGAAGCGGAAGCCAAUUUCGCCUAAGUUAUUGAUACGGCAUAAAUGGAAGACGAAGAUCUUUGCACUGCUUUUAGUGGGAUUUUGUUUCUCCACGUUUUUGUUAAUGGAGGCACAGUACAGUCGAAUUGGUGCUUCUUCGAUCUUUCCUCUGUUUGUUCAAAAACCUAAAAUUGCGUUCUUGUUCCUAGCACGAAAUCGGCUUCCGCUAGACCUAGUCUGGGAUGAAUUCUUUCAGGGAGAGAAUGAAAAUCGGUUUUCAAUUUAUGUCCAUUCAAGGCCUGGUUUCCUACUUAACAGAUUAACAGCAAGAUCCAACUACUUUUUAAAUCGCCAAAUCAAUAAUAGCAUACAGAUAUAUUGGGGAGAAGCAAGUAUGAUACAAGCAGAGAUUAUUCUACUUCAACAUGCACUCAUGGAUCCUUCUAAUGAACGAUUUGCUUUCCUUUCUGAUAGUUGCAUUCCUUUAUACAACUUCAGCUACACAUAUGAUUACAUCAUGUCAACAUCAACUAGCUUUGUUGACAGUUUUGCUGAUACAAAGGAGGGAAGAUAUAAUCCUAAGAUGGAUCCUGUGAUUCCUGUUAAUCAUUGGAGGAAAGGAUCUCAGUGGGUGAUUCUAACAAGAAAGCAUGCAGAGAUGAUUGUAAAGGAUGAUGUGGUCUUUCCUAUGUUUCAACAACAUUGUCAAAGGAAAUCACUCCCAGAGUUUUGGCGUGAUCGUCCUGUUCCGGUUGACAAUUCAAAGGAGCAUAAUUGCAUACCCGAUGAACAUUAUGUGGCAACAUUCCUUGCUCAUAAAGGACUUGAAGGAGAAAUUACGAGGAGGAGUUUGACUCACACUUCAUGGGAUAUUUCAUCCAAACAAGGUCGUGAGCGGCAAGGAUGGCAUCCUGUGACGUAUAAAUUGGCCGAUGCCACUCCCAUGCUCGUUCAAUCUAUUAAGGAUAUCGAUAAUAUUUACUAUGAGACAGAAUACCGAAGAGAAUGGUGCACAAGCAAGGGUAAACCAUCCCCUUGCUUCCUUUUUGCUAGAAAAUUCACACGGCCGGCUGCUAUGCGUCUUCUUAAUAUGUCUGCAUUAGGUGUUUCUAAAGAUACAAGGAGUUAUACCUUCAUAAGGUCCGUUCAUGUGGCUAGAGGUUCAGGUAGAAAGAAGCAAAAGAAAAGUCUUUUGAUUUGCUUUGAAUUUGUAAAACUGGCGAAAACUCAUGACAUAAGGAUAUUUUCAUAA
Lactuca virosa is the source of this 1681-nucleotide messenger RNA. The record is from the annotation of a GenBank genome assembly. Lineage: Eukaryota; Viridiplantae; Streptophyta; Magnoliopsida; Asterales; Asteraceae.